Drosophila arizonae is the source of this 4630-nucleotide messenger RNA. RefSeq names its product calcium-dependent secretion activator 1 (gene Cadps). Gene Ontology annotation, biological process: dense core granule exocytosis; synaptic vesicle exocytosis. The record is from RefSeq and is a predicted model, not a curated record. NCBI's taxonomy places the organism in Eukaryota, Metazoa, Arthropoda, Insecta, Diptera, Drosophilidae.
GCCCCUAUUUAAAAAGGUUUAACUGAGGAACGCUUCCUAAUUGGCCAUGAUAGACCCAAGCUCAAGCGAAGAAGAGGGAGAUGAAGAACCCGUUGUCAACUUACCCAAUAAAGGCCGUAUUGGAGCUACACAUAAAACAGUCACCCCCGUUGCUGGGGCUUCUGCGCCAAGCCAACCGGCCAUAACUUCAACAUCUGGACCAAAUAAUUUCCAGAAUGGUGACUUUCCAGUCAAUCAAAGACCAUCAAGUUUUACUGCUGGCAAUUCUCGCGUUGACGGCACAAAUGGAGGCGGUGGCGGAGGAGGAGUUGGAGGGGGAGCAAUGCAGUCAAAAAAUGAUCAACCCCAACCUGGAAUAGAUGGAAGCAGUCUUGAGGUACCCAAUAAUGGAAUUCCAAGUGGCAUUUCGCAAGAGACUCUUAAUCAAAGUGUUGGUGGAUCAUCGCGUGCGAAUUCUCUACCACGCCCACUUUCUCCAUCCCCAUCAAUUGCCAGCGAUAAGCAUGACCAUGGUGAUCCGCAUGAAAAGCACGAGCGUGAGGAAGAGGAACGUAAGCGACGCAUUCAACUGUAUGUGUUUAUAUCCAGAUGCAUAUCAUACCCGUUUAAUGCAAAACAGCCCACGGAUAUGACGAAAAGGCAACCGAAAAUAACCAAACAGCAAUUAGAGAUAAUCACACAAAGAUUUCAGGCCUUUCUCAAGGGCGAAACACAGAUAAUGGCUGAUGAAGCCUUUCAAAACGCUGUACAAAGUUAUCACGAUGUAUUUUUAAAAUCUGAACGAGUUUUAAAAAUGGUUCAGUCUGGAGCAUGCUCGCAGCACGAUUUCCGGGAAGUUUUUCGCAAUAAUAUAGAAAAACGUGUGAGAUCCCUACCAGAAAUUGAUGGAUUGAGUAAGGAAACGGUGUUGACUUCUUGGAUGGCAAAGUUUGACAUCAUUCUUAAGGGUAGUGGAGAAGAGGAUACCAAACGUCCUUCGCGCAUGCAACAAUCAUUAAAUAGUGAGCUGAUUUUAUCCAAAGAGCAGCUCUAUGAUAUGUUUCAACAGAUUUUAUCUGUCAAAAAAUUCGAGCAUCAAAUUCUGUUUAAUGCCCUAAUGCUUGAUUCUGCUGAUGAACAGGCUGCGGCUAUUAGACGAGAAUUGGAUGGACGUAUGCAGCGUGUUGGAGAAAUGGAGAGGAAUCGAAAGCUGAUGCCAAAGUUCGUACUUAAGGAAAUGGAGUCUUUAUACAUUGAGGAACUAAAAUCAUCUAUUAAUCUAUUGAUGGCUAAUCUGGAAUCUCUUCCCGUAUCAAAAGGAAAUAUGGACAGUAAAUAUGGUCUUCAAAAAUUGAAACGUUAUAACCACAGCACACCAUCAUUUUUAAAAAUGAUUUUGCGGUCUCAUGGAUCCCUAUCGAAGCUAGAAGGUGACUCAGAAGAUGGUUCUACACAGUUAACCAAAUUGGAUGUUGUUCUCACAUUUCAAUUGGAAGUCAUUGUAAUGGAAGUGAAAGGCCUAAAGUCUUUAGCGCCAAAUCGGAUUGUCUACUGUACAAUGGAGGUGGAAAAUGGGGAAAAACUGCAAACUGAUCAAGCCGAGGCCUCGAAACCAAUGUGGGAUACUCAGGGCGAUUUCACUACUACUCAUCCAUUGCCUGUCGUAAAAGUGAAGCUGUAUACAGAAAACCCUGGAAUGCUCGCACUAGAGGAUAAGGAGUUAGGAAAGGUCAUCAUAAAGCCUACACCCCUUUCUUCCAAAUCACCUGAAUGGCAUCGUAUGAUCGUGCCCAAAAACUUACCCGACCAGGAUGUACGGAUAAAGAUAGCAUGCAGGCUUGACAAACCGUUAAAUAUGAAACACUGUGGACAUCUGUUUGCAAUUGGAAAAUCGGUGUGGAAAAAGUGGAAACGCCGAUAUUUUGUUUUAGUUCAGGUGUCUCAAUAUACAUUCGCAAUGUGUAGCUAUAAGGAAAAGAAAUCGGAACCGUCCGAAAUGAUGCAGCUAGAUGGAUAUACAGUUGAUUACAUCGAAGCAGCCAGUGCAAAUCUGAUGUUCGGAAUCGAUUUGAAUGGUGGCCGAUUUUUCUUUAAUGCGGUGCGAGAAGGCGACAGCAUUGCUUUUGCAUGUGACGAUGAAAACGAAUGCAGCCUCUGGGUUAUGGCUAUGUAUAGAGCAACUGGUCAAUCUCACAAACCCACUCCACCGAUAACUCAGGACAAAAACUCGGCAAUGUCUAAGAUUCAAGGGGAUGCGGAUAAAGCACGGAAGCAUGGAAUGGAGGAUUAUAUAAGUGCGGAUCCAUGUACAUUUGAUCAUGCAAGCUUAUUUAAAAUAUUACAAAAUCUAACACUUGAAUACCGGUUAAGUGAUCCUUAUGCGUCUUUGGGAUGGUUUAGUCCAGGACAGGUCUUUGUUUUGGACGAAUACUGCGCUCGAUAUGGUGUUCGAGGCUGCUAUCGACAUUUGUGCUAUCUUUCAGAUCUAUUGGAUCGUGCUGAAAAUCAGCACAUGAUUGAUCCCACAUUGAUCCAUUAUUCUUUUGCAUUCUGCGCAAGCCAUGUGCACGGCAAUAGGCCGGAUGGUGUGGGCAGUAUAACACAUGAGGAAAAAGAGAAGUUUUCGGAAAUAAAGGAACGUUUACGUCAGCUACUCGAGUAUCAAAUAACAAAUUUCAGAUAUUGUUUUCCAUUCGGUCGGCCAGAAGGGUCAUUGAAAGCAACGCUAUCGUUACUCGAAAGAGUUCUAAUGAAGGAUAUCGUUACCCCAGUACCCCCCGAAGAAGUCCGACAAAUGAUUAAAAAAAGCUUGGAGACUGCUGCACUUAUUAACUACACAAGGCUAUCAGCUGAAGCUAAGAUCGAAGAGGAUUUACGUGGUGAAGUGAUUGUACCACCACCUAAAAAACUUGAGGACUUGAUACAUUUGUCCGAGCUUUGCGUUGAUCUACUACAGCAGAAUGAGGAGCAUUAUGGCGAAGUAAUUUCAUGGUUCUCAGGGGAUCCCCUAGUCGAGCAUUUCUAGUAUUUCUGGUUAAAUCUUUGCCUUCAUACGGACAGACAGACAUUCAGGCUAACAUAGAUAACACAAAAAUAUUGCUUGACUUUUAAAUUUUCAGAUAAUUUGCGAAAUGGAAGAUUUCAUCAGCACCUGCGUGACACGUUUGCUCCAUUGGUGGUGAGAUAUGUAGAUCUCAUGGAAUCCUCGAUAGCUCAAUCGAUACACAAGGGCUUCGAGAAAGAACGCUGGGAAAGCAAAGGGAUUAACGCCGCCUUGAAUCCAGCUGCAUUAAAUAAUGCCGCCCAGGCUUUAAACACGGCUGCUCUUAAUCCUGCGGCCCUGCUGAGCGGCAAGAAAGAUCAAAUCAAUUUUUAUGUACCGAAGCUACCGAAAUGCACAGCUGCUGCGGCUGCAGCGGGUGGUGUUGACGAAACGAGAAAUGGUUGUGCAACAUCGGAAGAUUUAUUCUGGAAAUUGGACGCAUUGCAAUCUUUUAUUAGAGAUCUGCAUUGGCCAGACGCCGAGUUCCGACAGCAUUUGGAGCAGCGACUUAAGAUGAUGGCCGUGGAUAUGAUUGAACAGUGUAUACAGCGAACGGAUUCGUCGUUUCAGUCGUGGUUAAAGAAAAAUAUUGCCUUUAUAUCGACCGAUUAUAUAAUACCUGCAGAGAUGUGCGCUAUGGUAAAUGUGAUAUUAGAUGCUAAAAAUCAAAGCUUUAAAUUAACUACAAUUGACGGUAUCGAUCUGUACAAAUUCCAUGCAAGAAUCGAUGAACAAAUCGACAAAGCGAAUGUAGCCAUGACACAAGGUUUAAGUGGAAAACUUAUGUCAGUGCUGGAGUCGACUUUGUCGAAGUUAGGGCGUUACGAUGAGGGCAGUCUCAUUGGAUCAAUUCUUAGUUUUACCAAUGUCUCGAGCUCUGGCAAGGAUCUCGGACAAGGAUAUGUGAAUUUUUUUCGAAAUAAUAUGGAUCAAAUACGUGGUAAAAUCGGCGAUGACCUAUGGACAUUAAACUUCUUUGAGGAAUGGUAUUAUCAGCAAGUAAAUAUGCUCUCCACUUGGUUAUCAGAACGUAUGGAUCAUUCCUUACACUAUGCCCAGGUCACGUCUAUCUCUCAUAUUAUUAAGAAAAUUUAUUCGGACUUUGAAUUACAAGGUGUUCUUGAGGACAAGUUAAAUUCAAAAGCAUAUCAGUCAGUUAUACAACGUAUGACUGCCGAAGAGGCAACCUGUGCGCUGACUAUGCCUGAUGUUGCCGAUGGAGAGCUAAAUUGUGACGAUAUGCGUAAUGGUGAUGAAGAGGACGGCAGCGAGGGUGGAGAGUCAGGUGCCCAUUCAUCGCGCAGCAUGCCAAAGCCAAAGAUUGGAGCCGCUCAAGCAGCGGCCGUUACCAACGUGGUAGCUGGCCGUGUUGGAAAUCUCUUAGGUAAAGGCAUUGGCGGACUUAGCUCAAAGCUAGGAAGUGGUGGCUGGUUUUGAAUGCUCUGGAUAUAUAGUUCCAUAUAUAUUUUUUCUCGUCCAGCUUCUGAUGGUAGCUUUGUAGCUUUGCUAAGAGCCAAGUCCACAGUUGCAUUAUUCAAUUUAUUUUGUUUGACAUCGGAAAAUAAUGGAUUCGAUAAAUAUAAGUCUAUUCAAUAAUAUCAGUGGAUA